This is a messenger RNA of Ctenopharyngodon idella (grass carp), 5980 nucleotides long. It is a transcript of the gene map3k12, whose product is annotated as mitogen-activated protein kinase kinase kinase 12. Gene Ontology annotation, molecular function: ATP binding; JUN kinase kinase kinase activity. The record is from RefSeq and is a predicted model, not a curated record. Lineage: Eukaryota; Metazoa; Chordata; Actinopteri; Cypriniformes; Xenocyprididae. Gene Ontology annotation, biological process: JNK cascade; protein autophosphorylation. Bases 1509 to 4211 code for a protein of 900 amino acids. The transcript is spliced from 14 exons.
CAGAUUUGUCCUGUCGUCUCUCUGGAAAAGUCCAUCGAAGCCCCUGCUGACGGCUGAACCUCGCUACAUGUGUUUGGUACAUAUUCACACAGAAGAAGAAGCUCAUGUGAGUUAUUCUGCAUGAUCCUGAUCUGGACCGCUACACACGUGAACAGAGACAGUCCGCCGUUUCUGUCGCUCGACAGGCCAAACUUUGAUUUCCAGUCCUUUGUUUUGACCUUUUUUGGAUCAUUAAAAUGUAGCAAUUCACACAGAGUCGCAAAUGGGAUGAAAUAUGAAUUUACUUUAGCCACAGAAAAGUUUGUUAUGAACUAGAAUAUAUAUGUUUUUCUCAUUUUGCAAACCAUCACAAUGGCCAACAAUUAAUUACUGUAAUUUAACUACUUAAUUUGUGUACAAAUAAAAGAAAAUGAAUGAAGCUAAAGCUGUUUUGUUUUAGACCUUUACUCUAGUUGUCAAGAUGUCAUUUUUAACAUCCAUUAAAAAUGUUUUCAGUAACACUUCAGUUUAGGGUCCAAAUCUCACUAUUAACGAGUUGCAUAUUACUAUGAUAUCUGCUGUUAAUUAGUACUUAUUAAGCGCAUAUUAAUGAUUUAUUCUGCAUGAUGAUAUUCUACAUUCUUGAUCCUUCCCCUAAACUUAACUUAACCACCUUAUAACUAUUAAUAAGCAGCAAUUAAGAGUUUAUUGAGGCUAAAGUUGUAGUUAGUAGUGAGAACUGGACCCUAAACUAAAGUGUGACCAUAUUUUCCUAAUAAUUUCUUAGUAAAUACAUGUCAAUGAACUUAAAUCUUUUACUUUGCAUCAUCAUCCUCAUUAUUAAUGUAUUUCUUUUACUAGAAAAACACAUUAUCUAAUAGCACUUAUUGGAGUUGACAUGAAGCAUACUAAAAGAAACGCAGGUUAUAGACAAAUGCGCUAUUGUUAUUAUCUGAAAUCUCUGACAUUUCGAGCAGGAAAGCCGUCGGUGUGAAAAACUCAUUAUUCUCCAAGCGUCAAAAGUCACGUGAAUCAUAUUUAUCGAGUCGGUUUUCCUUUAAACGCUGUAAAAUAUCAAUUGAUUGUAAGGUCAGGCCGAAUCCACACACAUUCACCGCUUGUGGCUUUGACGUCAUGCUCGCUCUCACGGUAACGCGCGCGCGCGCCCCCUAGCGGGCGUCAUCGCGCCCCGUGACGUCACUUCAGCACCGUAGAGGAGAAACAGCUCCUUCCGCUCGACUAAUGGACCCGAAUCCGUGAUCACGCAAUCCAGCUGAUGGAGCUCGAUCCGGACCGGAUUAAAACACACAUCGACCCCAGAGAAAAGCACGCGCGCGCGCGGUGAUCGAGGAGAGAGACGCGUUUACCGCGGAACCGAGAGCACAACAUCGGAUCCCACCCGUCACUUGACAACAGCAUCCUCCAGAGAUACGGUGUGUUGAAGAGCAGUGGUGCUCCGGAGAGAGUGGUGAGGGCCACUUUUCUGAAGGGUGGGUAACUCGUGGGCCACCCUCACCCCUUCUGCCCCCAUGGCUUGUGUCCAUGAGCAACAUGCCCCUUCCCCCUCCCUCUCAGGGUUCAGCACCCCGCUCUCCGAUCCCCCCUUCUGCCGGCCGGAUUCGGAGGUGCCGGCGAGCACCCCAGACACCGAACUCACCCCGACCCAAUGCGUCCUCCGUAACGUGCUCUCCAUCGACCCCGUCGGAGGCGGCAGCGGCACUCACACCCACAGCAACAGCCCCACCCUGAGCGACGAGCCUACCAACUUCUCCAACAGUGUGCUGAAGCUGCAGGAGGGCGGAGCCGAGGGUGGCGCCGUGCGCAACCAGGCCGACAGCUUCCGGCUGCAGGCGGGCGGAGGGGGCUUUCUGGAAGGCUUGUUCGGAUGCCUGAAGCCAGUGUGGACAAUGAUCGGGAAAGCCUACUCGACAGAGCACAAGCAGAGCCAGGAAGAAUCCUGGGAGGUGCCGUUCGAGGAGAUCUCCGAGCUGCAGUGGGUGGGCAGUGGGGCACAGGGGGCGGUUUUUCUGGGCAAGUUUCAUGGUGAAGACGUGGCUGUGAAGAAAGUGAGGGACAUCAAGGAGACUGAGAUCAAACAUCUGCGCAAGCUCAAACACCCCAACAUCAUUACCUUCAAGGGCGUGUGCACGCAGGCUCCGUGUUACUGCAUCCUCAUGGAGUACUGCGCGCAGGGGCAGCUCUACGAGGUCCUGAGGGCCGGCAGGAAGAUCACUCCGUCCCUGCUGGUGGACUGGGCCAUGGGCAUCGCCGGCGGCAUGAACUACCUCCACCUGCACAAGAUCAUCCACAGAGAUCUCAAGUCACCCAAUAUGCUGAUCACACACGACGACCUGGUGAAGAUCUCGGACUUCGGCACGUCUAAGGAGCUCAGAGACAAGAGCACCAAGAUGUCAUUUGCCGGCACUGUGGCCUGGAUGGCGCCGGAGGUGAUCCGCAAUGAACCCGUGUCUGAGAAAGUGGACAUCUGGUCAUUCGGUGUGGUCCUGUGGGAGAUGCUGACCGGUGAGAUCCCCUAUAAAGACGUGGACUCCUCCGCCAUCAUAUGGGGCGUGGGAAACAACAGCCUGCAGCUUCCUCUUCCUGACAGCUGCCCGGACGGCUUUAAGAUCCUGCUCCGACAGUGCUGGAACUGCAAACCCAGGAACAGGCCGUCGUUCAGGCAGAUUCUGCUGCAUUUGGACAUCGCCUCUGCAGACGUGCUCUCCACCCCGCAGGAGACGUACUUCAAAUCACAGGCGGAGUGGCGUGAGGAGGUGAAGCAGCACUUUGAGAAGAUUAAGUCGGAGGGCACGUGUCUGCACCGUCUGGAUGAAGAGCUGAUUAACCGGCGACGGGAGGAACUCAGGCACGCGCUGGACAUCAGAGAACACUACGAGAGAAAGCUGGAGCGAGCCAAUAAUCUCUACAUGGAGCUCAACGCCGUCAUGCUGCAGCUGGAGCUCAAAGAGAAAGAGCUGCUCAGGAGGGAACAGUGUCUGGAUAAGAAAUAUCCUGGUCUGUUCAAACACCACCCCUCGACCACAGUGGACAAACUCAUCAAGAAGAGAAGCGUCCCUCAGAAACUGCCGUCUCACGGCAAGAGGCCUGAUCUCCUGAGAUCAGAGAUCAUUCUCCCCAAGAUGGACGCUGGUGUGCUGCAGGUGACUGUCCCGCCAUGUUCAAACCGAGGACCUACCUCACCUAGUCGGGCCCGCAGGGUGAAAACCCGUCAUCGGAGGAGUGGCAGAGGAAGCAGCGGGGAUCUCUCAGGGCCUAAGCACCCUUCUGCCCCUGCUAGCCAAGAAAGAAAGCCCACGCUGUCCAACACGACGACGCCCGCUGCGCCCCUCACUGAAACGGCUUCAGGGGGCACCAUGAGGGAGGGCCAACUGGAGCCGCCCCCGCUGAAGCUGUCCUCGUCCAGCCCGGAUCUGCUGUGCUCCACCCGCCACGUUGAAGAUGGAGUCAGUGGAGCCACCACGACUGAAGCCCUGGGCAGAGAGACCAGUGGCGGGGCAGAAGCUGGGGCCGGUCUGGACGAGACUCCACCCAGAAGUGACACGGCCAGUGAGGAUGCCGCUUCACUGCCGUUCUCCAGCAGCCCUGAUUCGCCCUGCUGUGGCAGAAGUGGAGCGGUGGGCAGAACCCAUGCAGAGGAGAGAGAGGAGGGAACUGGUGCGGUGCGAUUGCCCAGAGGAUCCAGCGGAAGUCAUCUGACUCCAUCGGCCAUAUUGUAUCGAGCUGCUAUCACUCGCAAACAGCGACGUGGCGUUUCCUCUGAAGAAGAAGAGGGUGAAGUGGACAGCGAGGUGGAGUUACCAAGAAGACGACGGCCGACCAGUAUAACCAAGUGCCAAUCAGUAUCCACUUUCAGCUCAGAGAACCUGUCCGUGUCAGAGGGAGAGGAGGGCCACACCACUGACCACUCCCACAGCGGCACGCCAGAUGUGGUCAGUACCAACACAGACGAACGUCUGGACGACCGCAGCGAUGACCUCAUCUCCCAAGGGUCUGAGAUCCCUGUGGAUAUUACAGACCCCACUCUGUCUGAAAGAGAGGCCGCCGCCCUCGAACAGGAGAGGGCGAAUUUUGACUUGGAACAAAAUAUCCUGGAGACUCGCGCAUUAUGUGAGGACUCGGACUGUGACAGCGCUGAACUUGACCAAUCAGGGAGCGGAGAGCCGAGCCGUCCCCCGAGUGCAGGAGGCUGGGGCCAGGGGCCCCAAAACUGAAACACACACACACACACACACACAUGUGAACCCGUGCAAUCAUGCACACACAGGCAUCACACCAGCACACACUUUCACUUUUGGUUGCACCAAAGCGAAACUGAUUUUCGUGAAACACGUGUGCGCACACAUCAUCUGAGAAAUGCAGCGAAACAACAGUAAACACAAAACAACUAGCCACCUAAAGAACAAAUACACUGACACACUGGUCAUAACAACUUUGGGAUCGCAAACUGCCUCAUGACCAGGACGUAGCCACGGAAAAUAUAGGAAGACAAGUAGUGCAGCAAACCGCUGCUAGAGACGAGGAUUGCAGGAACUAUGUGAAAAGAUCAAUGCAAUUAAAAACUUCAGGGCAUUCCCAAAAAGCAGCAAUGAUGCUUUCGUUAAGUUUGCGCUAUUGUCGCGCAGAUAGACUUCCUGGUGCUACGAGAGUGCCGGAAUAAUGUCCGUUAAUGUGUGGAAGGCUUGUGGUUAGCAGUACGGUUUGAAGUCAAAGAGUCUAGAACGAAUCUGAAUGUGUAGAGCCGGAUGAAAUCUUCCUCCUUCGGCCUGGAUGAAGUAGUUUUGCCAAAACUGUACCCCAAUAAUCUGUUCAGACAUGACGUAAAUGAAGUGUGUUGCUCUCGGAUUGGGACUGACUUCACUACUAUGUACAGAUGCUUCCUUUCCAAAGCAUUUACAAGGUGCAUAUACAAAUGUGAUACUAUAAUGCCCUGAAUUUAUGUAAAUAUAUAUUUAGUAAGUUAAGUCUAAGAAUAAAAAAGAAAACUAUUUGUUAACGUAAUUUAACAAGAAGACAAUAAAAACGGUCCAGUUUCGACUAUUCUCCUGUGCUUGUGCCACCCGACCACGGCAGCUCAAACCGGUCUGUAAAUGUACAGUCAUAUAGUCAGGUGCAGGACCUUUGGAUGCAAGUAUACGCGAACACAGACUGAACGGCACAUAUAAAUGUACACGAUCUAUGAUACGGAGAUAUCUGUUCCAACCGUCUGCUCUCCUCUGACCUCUCGGAUUACCUUUCAAUACUUUUUCUUUCGUAGGGACAUGCAAUAUGUACAUUUCAACUAAUCUGAAGAAAGCACUUUUAUUUUCUGCACUGUAAAAAUAAAGUAAAACAAAUAAAUGACAAUAAAAAUAAUGUAUAUGAAUUUUAGCUUGCCAGAUGUAGGUCUGAGAAGGGUAAUGUCCUGAAGAACAAAAUGCAUGAUAUACAUUUUUAUGUAUUUUAAUUUUUAAAUCGAUUGUUUUUAUACAUCUAAAGAAAUGUUUGCACCUUUUUUACCUUGAAUGUGUAAUGUUGUGUUGCUUGUAGGCACUUUACAGUAGGAUGUUUAUAUACAUGAUCACUUUCUCAUGUUGCACUGAAAAUGUAUUUAAUGAUGGUUCCAUAGAUGCAAAUCUCCAGUAACAAGAGUAUGUAUGUAAAGACAACCUUUUAAAAAGUUUUUGAAGAUUGAAACACCUUGAACCACAUCUUUUUUUUCUGAUGAUGUUUCGCUCUAUUCUGACUGAAACUCACAAGUCCUCAAAUUGGUUACAUUUACAUAGACAGCAAUAAUCUGACUAUGAAUAAGAAAUUGCUAUGUAAAGAAAAAAUACAUUUUUCUGGCAUAUUCGCUAAAAGCAUGAAUGAACUGAGAUCAUUGAAAUCAUGUAAACACCUCAAUCCACCAUCCUACAGCAAACCAUCUGAUGACACCUUUUAUGUUUGUGAACUUGUAAAAAUAAAAUUAUAUAAUUAUUAAAUAACUGCUAAGCUACAAAAA